This is a messenger RNA of Impatiens glandulifera, 668 nucleotides long. RefSeq lists its product as uncharacterized. The transcript has a single exon. Lineage: Eukaryota; Viridiplantae; Streptophyta; Magnoliopsida; Ericales; Balsaminaceae. The coding region runs from base 57 to 383 and encodes 108 amino acids. The record is from RefSeq and is a predicted model, not a curated record.
UUUCCCUCUCCCUCAAUUGAGAAACCAUCCUCGCCGCUUUCUAAGAAUUCCCCGCAAUGGCAUCUCCGGCGCCGUCAAACUCCUCCACCGCCGGCCGAACUUCUAACAAACCAUUAGGUCUUAUGGCAAACGCGAUAAAGAGGAAGCACAGCUUCAUACAGUUCUUCGUAAUGUCAAGUAUAAUGCUAAUGAGCUUCCGAUCAUUAGGACAGAAGUACAAAAUCUACGAGCUUGAAGAGGAUACUUAUUCCCUAAAACAAGAACAAGAAGGCCUCAUCAAUCGGAUGAAGAGUAUUAAAAACAGCCUUCUGGAAGAAGCCGCCCGCGAUCCGACUGGCGCUUUAUCUUCCAGACUUCGCCUUCUUUUCGGAGACAAUGAAUGAUUGUUUGAUUCAUUGAUUCAUCGCUGCUUUGGAUUCAAUUUCUAUGAGUGAGUGUUCUUCGGAUUUAUUAAGCAAUUCUGUUUCAGGAUUGUAAUAAUACAGUGCAGAUGAUAUCAUAACACUACUGUUUUAAUUCUUGCUUUAGGGUUUGAAACUUAGAUUUACUUGAGAGAUUUACAAGAUUAACUCUAUAUGCAUGAUCCUCUGUUCUAACCUAAUUAUACAUAUGGAAGAAGGGACAAAUUCAUGCAUUUUUGUAGGGAAAUUAUUCCAUUUCUUCUUGUU